ACUACGGAUUUCUAUAUCAUAGCUUUGUACUUGGCCAAUUUUGAAUUAGCAGAGGUACUGCCUCUAGAGUCAAAGGGGGCCUCCCCUAUCACCCACGGACAUAACCAUCUUCGGUCCAAAAGACAGACUCAAACACUUAUUUCCUUCCCACCAACAAAGCAAUGAUCAAAUAGCAGCUAGCUAUAGACAUGCAAAGCAAUAGCAGCAGCAACAACAACAAUCAGCCUCAAACUAGUCAUACAUCAACAAGCCGUUCUUCGGACUCCGGUGAGGCUUGUGGGGCAGGAAACAAAUGGGCAUCAAAGCUUCUUAGUGAGUGUGCAAGAGCAAUCUCAGAGAAGGACUCUAGCAAGAUCCAUAACCUUCUAUGGAUGUUAAAUGAGCUUGCCUCUCCUUAUGGAGAUUGUGAUCAGAAAUUGGCAUCUCAUUUCUUGCAAGCUCUCUUUUGUAAGGCUACCGACUCCGGCCAACGAUGCUUCAAAACCCUAACAACAGUAGCUGAAAAGAGCCACUCCUUUGAUUCAGCUAGGAAAUUGAUACUAAAAUUCCAAGAGGUAAGCCCAUGGACUACUUUUGGUCAUGUGGCUUCAAACGGUGCAAUUUUGGAGGCCUUAGAUGGGGCGAGCAAACUUCACAUAAUUGAUAUAAGCCAUACCCUUUGCACACAGUGGCCUACUUUGCUAGAAGCUUUAGCUACAAGAAAUGAUGAGACGCCGCAUUUAAAGCUCACCGUCGUGGUAACUGCUAGCAUUGUAAGAUCAGUCAUGAAAGAAAUUGGCCAAAGAAUGGAGAAGUUUGCUAGGUUAAUGGGAGUGCCCUUUGAGCUUAAUGUAAUUAGUGGGCUAAACCAUUUAGGAGAGCUCACAAAGGAAGAGCUAGGAGUUCAAGAAGAUGAAGCUGUCGCGAUUAAUUGCAAUGGGGCAUUGAGAAGAGUUGGAGUAGAGGAAAGAAAUUCUGUGAUCCGGAUGUUUCAGUCACUUAACCCUCGAGUUGUGACAAUUGUUGAAGAAGAAGCUGAUUUUACCAGCUCAAGAUAUGACUUUGUCAAGUGCUUUGAAGAGUGCCUUAGGUAUUAUACACUAUAUUUUGAGAUGCUAGAGGAGAGCUUUGUCCCAACUAGUAAUGAGAGAUUGAUGUUGGAGAGGGAAUGUUCAAGGAACAUAGUUAGGGUUUUGGCUUGUGAUGAAGAAAAUGAUGGAGGAGAGUGUGAAAGAAGGGAGAGGGGAAGCCAAUGGUUUGAAAGGCUAAGGGAGGCAUUUUCCCCUGUUGGGUUCAGUGAUGAUGUUGUCGAUGAUGUCAAGGCAUUGCUUAAGAGAUACCGAGCUGGGUGGGCACUAGUGCUACCUCAAGGAGAUCAUGAAUCAGGAAUUUACUUAACAUGGAAAGAAGAACCUGUGGUAUGGGCUUCUGCAUGGAAACCCUAGAGGAGAAUUAUGCUAGAACACCAUGAUCUCCACACUCGAAGUCAAGGCUUAGCAUGGCAAUUUAUUCACAAUUUGGGAAGCACUGCGAUGAACACAACAUAUUGAUUCCUGUCAAUCAUGAAGUACUACUACUUUCACUUUUCAUUUCUUCUUCUCAUUCAUGCAUAUUUGUGUCUUCUGUACUCCAACUUUUCUUUUCUUAUGCUUUAUGCUUGGGAGUUUGUGUUGCUUUUUAACAACUUUAAUUAGAUCAUUGUAUUUGUUUGAAGGUGUUUGCACUUGUUCCUCUUUUUCAGUUCCACAGCAUCCCUUUCCCUUUUGGCUUUCCUGCUCAAUAUCUUUCUCUUCAUCCCAUAGUGGGCAAUUUGUAAGCAGUACAUGUUUUCAUAGAAAGCGAUGAUAUAUAUCAAUGAUAUGAUAUAGUUUCUAUCCA
Messenger RNA from Populus nigra (black poplar), 1857 nucleotides. RefSeq names its product protein SHORT-ROOT-like. Gene Ontology annotation, molecular function: sequence-specific DNA binding; DNA-binding transcription factor activity. The transcript has a single exon. The record is from RefSeq and is a predicted model, not a curated record. Lineage: Eukaryota; Viridiplantae; Streptophyta; Magnoliopsida; Malpighiales; Salicaceae. Gene Ontology annotation, biological process: regulation of DNA-templated transcription. Gene Ontology annotation, cellular component: nucleus. Bases 189 to 1424 code for a protein of 411 amino acids.